GCUAAGGAACUGGGACUCCCCAAGUCAAAAGAAAAAGGCAGUGGGCUACAAUACUAUAAAUGAAACCCCGUUACCCUAAAAAGUAGCAAGCAGUGGUUGGAGGCCCCAUCCCGCCUGGGAGAUCGCGUUCGCAUCCCGGGACGAGCGACAACAAGGCCGUGGCCUUUUGAACCGAGAGGGCCGAAGCGACGAAGAGCAGCGCGAAUCCGACCGAUGCCCCAUGUCCCAAUCCCCCCGCCGUUAUCUCCUUGGCAGAACGCAAUGCCCUCCUCGAUCCCAUCCCAACCCUCUCUCCCCUCCUUGCACCAAUCCCCCAUCCCUUGUAUUAUUAAUUCCCUCCCCACUGCUCUCUUCCAACCUCCACCUCCUCUUCCCCCCCUCCUACUCUCACGAGUUACACCAAUAAACCCAUGCGCAGAGCCAUUUCCCCUUGUUUUUUCUGAUGGCGUCCUCCUCCUGCCUCAUCCUCCCCCAUUCCUCCUCCUCUUCCUCCUCCUCCUCAUCCCAUGAAACCCCUCUCCCUAUCCCCUCCACUAUUUCUACUCUUCCCCUCCUCCCUCACUUCCACCAAGAAGAAGACUUGCUCUUUUACUUGCACCUCCAGCAGCAGCAGCACCUACUAGACCUCCACCACCAACAAAAGUUUGACAAAAUGGUGCGCAAGCGCCCCGCCUCCGAGCUCGACCUCCCGCCCGACUCCUCCUCUUACCCCAACCCCGCUCGCCUCCCACGCCGCGCCAACCUCCCUUCCUCCUCCGCCGCCACCGCCGCCGCCGCUUCGGCGGCUGUACCCGCCGCUUUUAUCGGUGACCUCCAGGGUCACUCUCCUCUGAUGUUCGACCCGAGUCCCGCCCCCAACCCUCCCCCCAUCCUCUUAUCCGGCGCCGGCCCGAAUCCUGCUCCGGCUGCUCUCUUGCAGUCGCUGCCGCCUCAGCUGCCGGCUCCGCCAGCAGUGUGCGGGUUCUCCGGCCUGCCGCUGUUCCCCUCCGACAUGGAACGAGGAGGCGGGGGUGGCGCGGGCGUGGACGUGCUACAGGGCAUGAGUUCUUCCCCCAUUGGUGGGGUCUCCGAGGAGGGGACCGUCGGAGGCGCCGUCACGGCCACGGCGUGGAUAGAUGGGAUCAUCCGGGAUUUGAUCAGCAGCGCCACGGCGGAGGUGUCCAUCCCCCAGCUCAUCCACAACGUUCGGGAGAUUAUUCAACCGUGUAACCCCAACCUCGCCGCCGUGCUCGAGUACCGCCUCCGGUCCCUAACGUCGGAUUCGCCGGCCUUGCCGGCGCACUCGGAGAAGAGGCGGCGGCCGGCUCCGGCGUUGCCGGAGCUACCGCCUCCGCCUAAGAGGGUCGACCCGUCGCCGUCCUUCCCAUCCUCCGCCGCCGGAGCGUCCAGCCAGCAGCUCCCCAGCUGGGAAGAACCUAAUCCAAACCCAAAUCCAAAUCCCAGCUAUCCCCGGCUCCCCAAUACCCAGCCCCAGCAACCCCAGCCGCAGCGGAGCUCGGCCUCCACCUCGUCCGACGACGCCACGGCUGCGGCGGCGGCGGCGGCGGCGGCGGCGGCGGCGAAGGAGAAGGAGGAGAUCCGCCAGCAGAAGCGCGACGAGGAAGGGCUCCACCUUCUCACCCUCCUCCUCCAGUGCGCCGAGGCGGUUGCCGCCGACAACCUGGAGGAGGCGAACCGUUUGUUACUCGAGAUCUCGGAGCUCUCCACACCCUUCGGAACCUCGGCGCAGCGCGUGGCCGCCUACUUCUCCGAGGCCAUGUCGGCCCGCAUCGUGAGCUCCUGCCUGGGCCUCUACGCGCCGCUCCCCUCCGCCCCCCACCGGAUCCGCCUCGCCUCCGCGUUCCAGGUGUUCAACGGCAUCAGCCCCUUCGUCAAGUUCUCCCACUUCACCGCCAACCAGGCCAUCCAGGAGGCCUUCGAGCGCGAGGAUCGCGUCCACAUCAUCGACCUCGACAUCAUGCAAGGCCUCCAAUGGCCGGGCCUCUUCCACAUCCUCGCGUCCCGUCCCGGCGGCCCACCGCGGGUCCGGUUGACGGGGCUCGGGUCCUCCAUGGAGGCGCUCGAGGCGACGGGGAAGAGGCUGUCGGACUUCGCGCAAACACUUGGUCUGCCGUUUGAGUUCUGCCCGUUGGCGGAGAAGGUGGGGAAUUUGGACCCGGACCGGCUCGGGGUGAACCGGCGGGAGGCUUUGGCCGUGCACUGGCUUCACCACUCGCUCUACGAUGUCACGGGCUCUGACACCAAUACCCUUUGGCUCCUCCAGCGGCUGGCGCCGAAGGUGGUGACCAUAGUGGAGCAAGAUCUAAGCCAAGCGGGCUCCUUCCUCGCCCGGUUCGUAGAAGCCAUCCACUACUACUCGGCUCUCUUCGACUCCCUGGGCGCCAGCUACGGCGAGGACAGCCAGGAACGUCAUAUCGUCGAGCAGCAGCUCCUCUCUCGGGAAAUCCGCAACGUGCUCGCCGUCGGCGGGCCGGCGCGGACCGGCGAUGUCAAGUUCGGCAACUGGCGAGAGAAGCUCAGCCAAUCCGGGUUCCGCGGCGUCUCCCUCGCCGGCAACGCCGCCGCCCAGGCCACCCUUCUCCUCGGCAUGUUCCCCUCCGACGGCUACACUCUUAUCGAAGAGAACGGCGCUCUCAAGCUCGGCUGGAAGGACCUCUGCCUCCUCACCGCCUCGGCCUGGCGGCCGCCGUCCGCCACCACCACUCCGCUUUGCACCUCUCGGUAGUCAGUUCCUAGUCGAGUUCAAAUGAGUCCGAUUCACUUGGUCACUUUGCCCAUUUGGGCUUCAAUUAGCCAGCAGCCAGUCGGCCGACCACCUCUUUCUUUGUGUACAUGAGACUCAUGUUUUGCCUAAUGAGAAAAUGGUGGUUGGGUGGAAGCAUAUA
Molecule: messenger RNA, 2885 nt
Organism: Elaeis guineensis (African oil palm)
Lineage: Eukaryota; Viridiplantae; Streptophyta; Magnoliopsida; Arecales; Arecaceae
Product: protein SCARECROW 2
Source: RefSeq, a predicted model, not a curated record